Messenger RNA from Epinephelus fuscoguttatus (brown-marbled grouper), 1669 nucleotides. RefSeq names its product complement C1q-like protein 2. The record is from RefSeq and is a predicted model, not a curated record. The transcript has a single exon. Bases 62 to 796 code for a protein of 244 amino acids. Lineage: Eukaryota; Metazoa; Chordata; Actinopteri; Perciformes; Serranidae. Gene Ontology annotation, molecular function: protein binding.
AUAUAUAUACGAGGCUUGAGGAAACACAGAGUAUCCAGGUUGUGGAGACGAGUGUUGAAAAAUGGAGCAUAUGUUCCUGCUGUUGUCGUUGGUUUCCAGCAGCCUGUGCAUUGGGAGCAACAGUCACCUGGGGACUGGGACCAGCAUGGCAGUCUGCCAACCUGACACCUGCACCAUGCUCAGUGAGGUGGCAGCCAUGAGGGAGAAGCUGGCAGCCAUGACACACACACAGAGCACGCUCGAACAGAACCUCAGCACCAUGAUGCAGAAAAUGUCCACCGUUGGAGCCGAACUGCAGUCCUACAAAAGCCAGGUCGAGGAGCUCCAGAGGGCAAACCAAGAUCAGGCCGAGCAGCUGAAGGCACUGGCAGCAGUUACAUUUGCAAACACGUCGAGGGUGGCUUUCUCCGUUGCUUUGGGAAACUCAGUUGGUCCGUUUCAAGAGAACAUGCCACUAAAAUAUCAAAAAAUCAUCUCCAACAUCGGCAGUGGCUACAACCCUGCCACUGGUAUCUUCACCGCCAGGGUCAGAGGAGUGUACUACUUCAGGUACACCAUGUACAACAACAAUGCCGGUGAGCCCAACUCGGUGUUGGCCCUCAUGAUGAACAGCCAGCCAAUGGUGUUUACCUGGGACACUACAGGGAGCGAUAACAACGACAGUGCAUCCAAUGCGGUAGUGCUGCAGCUUGAUGCCGGAGACAGUGUGUACGUAAGGCUCUGGGCAAAAAGACAGGUCUAUGACGACGGCGGUAACUACAACACCUUCAGCGGAUUCCUGCUCUUCACCGUGUGAUGAACCAAAGCGUGCCUGUGUCGUUUCAACAUGUGGGGGGACACUGGAGGUUUGGGGUAUAGGUGAACUCUGCAGGAGGGCAAGUGGUUAAUCUGUCCUUUUACAUUGUAAAACAAAAGGUUUUUUUUGUUAAUUUCUUGUGAUUGUUUGUAAGAUUCGCUGACAAAAUAUGACAGCAAAUGUAGAAACAAACCCUUAUCAAGACUUUUGCAUUGUUGUAGUGAGUGAAACUUACCAAAGAGAUCGGGUGGGUCUUUAACUUUGUCCAUGGUAUCUGUAAAUGAAAACAGAACAGUGACUUAGCUUUUCAGCCUCACAGUACUAAAAUGUUCUCUGUCAGUGUUUUCCUAUUCUAUAUGUGACGUUUUUGGAUUAAUAUUACUGCUACAAUAAUGUUCAUGUUGCUUUUUACUGCUGGAGAAGUUGAUUGUAACCCCUUCAUAUGCUGUUGGGUAGUUUAAUCGACAGGAGUAAAUCAUAUUCUAAAAGAUCAUCAUGUUUGUAGCAUUGCUGUUGUGUAAAAUCGGAGUGUUGUAGUACUAAAGAUCAGCCUCAAGACUACUUUCUGAAGGUAUCAUCUCAGACUCAACCACAUUUUUAUUUGGCCUUGCCUUGGUCUCAGAUUAAAAAGGACUCAGGAUUGUAUUUUAGGAUCUGUCAGGACCACAACUGUGCAAAACGGAGCGUUGAAUAAAGAUGAUUUCAGCUGCUUAGUGUUUGUUUGCUGAUAUAAAAAAUAAAAUUCCCCUCUGCAAUGCUUUAUUUCUUAUGGUACAUUUACACACACACACACACACACACACACACACACACACACGUAUAUGUAUAUGGCAAUAAAAGAGAUGAAUCAGGAGGAAUCUGUGUUUGUUUUAU